AACUGAACGGCUCGUAUUUAGUAAGGUGGUCUGGCCAUUUGUCAAGAUUUGCUGGUGACAGUUGGGCCGGUGUUCGCGAGUGUGCACAUGCAUGUGUGCGGAGCUGGGGUGUGAAGGUGAGGUGCUGAGAGCGGGAAUGACAUGGAUGGUUUCCCGAGAAGUUCGGUCUACCCGGGCGAGGGCGGCCAUGCCGUAGUGAACGGGGCCCGCCUGGGAUACCUUUAUGUCGACGGGAAGCAGAUGUUCGCGUUAUCCGAGGUCUUCACGACUCUACUGGGCAGUAUCCCGAGAACAACAGUACACAAACGCAUGGACUACCUCAGUGUGGACAAACACCCGUGCACGCUGGAAGAGCUGCGAAAACUCAAGUCUCUGAACGCCAUCGCCUUCCAUUCCGCGAAAUGUACCCUCAUCUCACGUCAGGACGUCGAAGCGCUCUGUACUUCCUGCGAAACCGAGCCGACCUUGAAGACAAAACGAAGAAGAAAGAAAAACGUCGAGGGGGGUAGCGAUAAGAUAAAGCAUGACUUGAUGAAAAAGAAGAAAGGUGAGAGAGUGAGAGAGAUUCCUCAGUCAAAAGGCCGCGCAUGGGAAGGUGUCGCUACUAAUCACCAGAAAAACAAGAACGCGUCGUCUGCGGGCGAGCACUGCGGCUCUGCUAGCCACCGCAGCGCUCACUCCCAGCAUCGGGCAACUUUAUCCUCCGAUUUACCUCAGAAAUCACACGUCCACGGUACGAAAUGGUUCAGGACUGACUCGCCAAGGUUCGGAGAGUAUGGUAGCUUCACCAAGAAUGAAAAUUUCUGGAGUUUCACGGAGUAUCACGCACUUUCCAGCAACGUGCAAAAUCGGACCCAACUGCCGAACGGCUUUGGCGCCGCGCGAAUUCUCAAUCAGCACAUUGUAAACAGCGUCUCUCUCUUCGGAAAGUCGCAAAAACAGAAAGUCUACAACCAAGCUUUUGAGAAACAGACUGGAGAGUGCAAUGAGAAAACUUUGCCAGGAUUUGGGAAUGGUUUUCUGAAGGGGAAUUCUAACGCGCGGGCGUGUUUUUCGCAUUUACCGGGGAAGCAAGCGAAGUCGUCGUCUGGCUUGUUUGAAUCUGAUAGCGUCACUUCGCAAACCAACAGCUUUGGGCAGAAUAAACGCCGAGAUUCUGUCAAAACUUCCUUCAGUUCCCGUCCAGCAGUUAACGGAGCGAGUGAUACAACUUUCAAGAAGCCUGGAAACGUUGUCGGGAGUUCGUCGUGCGACAGAAAAGUCCUGCAGACGACAGAUGGGGAAGUUCGCGAUUUAAAUGGGUUUCAGUUGAGUCAGGGAGUAAACAAGGGCCAUGGUCUUUUCGGGAGCGUGGAGAAACUUGGCAAGAAACUUCGCUUCGAAGGAAGUUCCCUGGAUUUUAUGACAAGGACCGAAACCAAGACAACUUUUGGUUCUUCAUAUUGUUCUGGGAAGACUUUCGCGCAGGAACUGAAGGAAAGUGCGACAGAGAAAAACUCGGAAGUUCGGUUUGUGAACGGGUUUCAGUUCAAAGAACAUGGCGUCCGAAUCCAACAUGGCGGCCCGCUGGACAACAGUUCGGACUCCGAAAGUUCCUGCCACUCUCUGCUGGACAUCGACUCAAACCUCAGUGCUAUGUCCAGUCUCUCAGCUUCCAGCGACUCUCUGAGUUCGGACACAACUUCUAGCGACGGUUCUGACUCGGACAGUGAUGUUUCUAGCGAUUCUGACGACUCGACGUCUAGUUCUGAUUCAAACUGUAGCAUUCGCUUCCGCAGACCAAAUCUUUCUCAAGAACAGGGACUUCAACAGCGGUCUGUCGCCAACGGUUGUCUUCAAGGCGUAGGGUUUGCUCUAGAAGGUGCUAAGAACGGGCUUCAAGUGCCUUUGACCCAGUUUGUAACAAGUUCUCUGUCUCACGCCCCUCCCCUUGACACAGACUGUCUCCCCUCCCCACCAACAUCGCCUCAAAGUGCCUCACUUGUUCUCAAGAAACAAGGGAAGAAAACUUGGGCUGUAGACUCUAUCAAAGUCUCUCCUCCUCAGGAAAACGUCUUAGUGGAGAGAGAAGACGUCAGAGGGUCCAAGGAGGAAAGGAAGACGUCUUGCACAAUGAAAUCCCCCUUGAGAAGUAGUCCCAAACAUGGCCGAGGGAGGGGGGCAUCAAGGAAACAAAACAAUGAAGUUAUCAAAAAGCCUGGUGCCAAGAAAGCCAUUCUCAAUGGCACCAAGGUUUCCCUGUCACCGAAACAAGGGAAAGUCGCAAACAACUUCAAGAAAGUUCCAUCCAACAGCCAAGACGUCUCUCAGAAAAAGAAAAGAAAGUUGAACAACGAUGAAGCUGUGUUUUCAGGUGUGAAAAAGAUGAGAAUGGAACACCCAGGUGAAAAAGCCAGGUCUCCACAGAAAGGGCCCAAUGGUUACAUACAGAAUGCGACCUUCUCGCCCAAACUCUCCAAGAUUCCACCGACGCUCGACGACACCGCCAAACUGACGGAAAACGAGCUAGCGAUAAAGCUAGAAGCCAUCUCGUCGGAAAUCGACAAUCUGCGCCGAAGCAAGACCAACAAGAAAAAGUUGAAGAACAAAGUGUUGCCAAGAACUAAAGCACAAAUACCUCAAAGAAAGUCCAACCUGAAGACAUCCAAACCAGAUCUGAAAGGUACCAGGAAGAAAAGAAAAGUUUCUCCAACUCAGAAAACGAACUUAUCUUCCAAAUCUUCAGAAAAGAAGGAUAAGACUUUGUCUAAAGGCAUAGCAAAGACACAGCCGACCGAAGAAGGUUUGGAAAGUAGGACAAAAAAAGGCAGCUACCACUCGAUGGCACCUGGAAGAAAAACAUUCAGUCUCCUUGCACAGUUCCCGUGGAUGCCCACACUGACUAUAGGGGUUGACGGUGACUUGGCGCCUGCGUAUACCAUGAGACUCGAACCAGGGACCAAGCCGUCCAGGAAGCAUCCCGCGGUGAAGUGGAAGAUAGGGGGCAUGCCGUACAGCAAACCGGGCACGGUGCACGCCAGCGAGCUACGCAAACGCAGAGGGAGGCAGAAGAAGAAAGAUGGAUUGUGAUCGCAGGUCACAGAGGUCGGGUCACCGGGUCAAGCCCUGUCAACCACCACCAACCCCCCAGGCAGCCUGAACUCUUCCUCCUGGAUAAUUUUUUCACCUUCCGUGCUCGCUUGUGUCUUCAACCAUGGACUAUUCUUCCUGAAGACUCCAACAACAGUUCCCAAGAAACACACAACUCUGUGCUGCAAGGAUUCUAUCAGCCGUGUUAACAUUUUGGACCGAGAAAUCUCAAAAGCCAGGUCGUCCUUUCCAGGAUUUUCACAUCCGUGCUCACUAGUGUCUUCAACCAUGGACUAUUCUUCCUGAAGACUCCAACAACAGUUCCCAACAAACACACAAUUCUGUGUUGAGAGGAUUCUAGCAAUGGUGUAAACAGUUUGGACCUACCAGAAAUCUCGAAAGCCAGGUCGGUCGUCUUUCUUGGAAGCCCAUGAGGUAAACAGCCAGUCAGUGUUUUCCAUGUUGCAUAGCUCCUGCUAAAAACUCAAAGUUUUCUUGCUAAAGAUUUGAAACAGUAUUCUCAGUCACUGUGCAAAAUAUGUGCAUGUUCACAUUGUAUCAUGCGUUUUCUAUUUUAGAUUACAGGUCAUAAUUGCAGUCUUGUUAGUGUAUUUUUUACCACAGUCCCAUGUGUAUGAAAUAUCUUUGUAAAAAUGUGGCCAGCUUGUUUUUAACAGUGCAGUAUUAUAGUGCUAGAAACCCUGUGAGUAGUCAAAACGAUGCAAAUAUUCUCAAGUCUUCGGUACGUGCCAAUGUUUUCUGCACGCCACAUUUUUCCUACACGCUGUACAAGAUUUUACAUGCAAUGUUUCCUAAGGUAGAGAUUUUGGGUAGGUUUUGUAACCAAAUGUUUUGAUACACAGUGUUUUGGAGAAUCCAUUGUGCAAAUAAAGGUCCAUUGGUGCUAGGGGUUUGACAGGAUUUGCAUGAACUAUUUGGGCAAACCCUAGCAGGGGUCAUCUAGGGUCACAAGCUAGCAUGAAAAAAAACAGGAUUGAGUCCUUUUCUAGAAUAGACCGCAACUAAAUAUGUAGAAAUUUGUACCACCAUUGUUUUUUUAGACGUUUCUGGUCAUGUAGUGUUGUAGUCUUUUAUGUAGAUAUUGCCAUGAAUUUUUUUUAAAAAAGGACAGGCACGUUGUGUAGUUAAAGUGAUUUGGAAAAAA
This is a messenger RNA of Branchiostoma floridae (Florida lancelet), 4234 nucleotides long. RefSeq lists its product as uncharacterized. The record is from RefSeq and is a predicted model, not a curated record. The coding region runs from base 142 to 3069 and encodes 975 amino acids. Lineage: Eukaryota; Metazoa; Chordata; Leptocardii; Amphioxiformes; Branchiostomatidae. The transcript is spliced from 3 exons.